CGUGUCUCAACGCGCCGCGACGCGCCUACGUUCCUCUUCCGAGCGAGGAGAGCCAACGACACCAUUCGCUCGCCCAGAGUAAGCAGAAACGCAGCAACGUGCAACGUAUCUGUCUGUCUCGUAUUGUCUCCCUCCCUCUUCUCCGUUCAGCCGUGAGACUCUAGCCUGCCGCUAAUUAUCACUGACAUAUACUGAUCUGCAAUUAACAGCCACCCCGUACAUCGCACACGCGCGCAACGUGGGUGAGCGAUUUCGGCGAGAAACGCGACACGCCACUCGUCUUCAAGAUUCCGUUCCUCGCGAAGAUGACGUCCCGCCUGCGCGGCCCCUCGGCGGUGAAGGACACACCGAGGGCCGCCCCCUUCGCCAAGGACCACUUCCAUCGCGAGCCGGAAGUGCACUCCGGCCGGUUGUGCAAGAACGGCGACCGCAGCAAUCGUUAUCACUUCGGCAUGUCGAAGCACGAUAGCAAGGCGGAGCGGAACGGCCGGGAAUGCGGCAAAGAGGACACCGCAGUGGAGGAGGACAGCGCUGACCUGCUGUACAGGAAGAGCAGGCAGCAUUUCGCUGCGUGGCAGAUCAAGGACAUCGUGCAGGAUGACGGCGUCGCUGGUGGCUGCGGCGCGAAGAGGUCGUCGCGGCGGCAGGAGCACGAGAACUCGCGGCAUUUGACGAACGGCAAGUUCAGGAGCGAGUCCAUGGGCGCGAAAAUCGCGGACAAGUCGCAGCAGGAUCGCUUGGAGUAUCGGGACGAAGGAUACGUGGGCUCCUUGCCACGGGAGGACCGCCAGCGGGGCGAGUCCGUCGAGCGAGAAAUCAACGGCUCUCACAGGACCAAGAGGAAAGAAUCCUCCUCUUGGGAGGACAUGGAGUCGCGGGGUCGCGGGAGGUCGUCGAAAGCCAUCGGUAAGAGCCACGACAACAAAGGCGACUCGCAGCAGCAGCAACAGCCGAUUGACGAGCGGGACAUCCUGCUGAAGGAGAUCGAGAGCCUGGCCGUGGACGGCAGCCAGUCGCCGGAUCGCAGGAUCCAGGCGAUGAUCGAGCGGCUGAAGUCGCGGGAGGAGAACAAGCUACGCUCCAGAAGGGAGCAGAGAUCGGCGAGUCCCGAGAAGGAAGCGCGUGGCAGGACGAGAAGCGGCGGCAGGCUCGAGCCGCGAGCGUUCGUCGACCAGACGCUCGAUAAUCGAUCCAGCGAACGCGGCAAGAGGCCGAAGGACGAGCACGAGGACGAGCGGAGGCCGAGUGAGCCCAAGUUGCGCGGGAUGCUGUCAGACCGCGAGGAGGAUCGGAGGUCGAAGAGCGUGGAGAGGCAGCCGAGCGAGGUCCUGUUCUCCGACAAAGAGCGUGAGCCUCGUAGGGAUGACAGUUUCCGGAAAGGCAGGAGCGACACCUACAGCGCCGAGAAAAUUCACCGUAGAAGAUCGAGGGAGGACGAGGACGAGGAGCAGUCGCGGCAACCGAGGGACAGCUCGAAGAGGAGAAGCUACGCUUACGAGGGUUCGCCGGAGGACUUUGACGUGAGGAUACAGAAGUAUGACCGGGCUCUCUUGGAGCCUAGAAGGGAUCUGGACACACCGCGUAGGAGUUCGCCCAAGGACCCCAGUCUAACUAGGAAGGAGUCUCUGAAGGAGCACGAUCGUGAGCCAGUGAGCAAGAAGAAUUCCUUCCGAGCGGAGUCCAAGAGGACCAGCAGCAAGGACCGCGAGUCCAGUUUAACGAGAAGGACGUCGUUCAAGGAUCAGGAUAACGAUGGGUACAAGAGGCACGUUUCGAAGAGCCCGCUCGAGCCUGCCGUGAGAAGUACAUAUUUUGGUAAAGAUCAAGAGGACUCGUGUUCUCGCAAGGAUUCGUUCAAGGAUAUGAGCGUGGAGACGGGCAGGAAAGGAUCCUUUCUCAAGGUACAGGACGGUGCAUUUGAAAGGGCGUACCUAAAGGAUUCAUCGCAUGACGACGUAGAGCGGAAAGUCUUCGCCAAGGAGCACGCGGUGAGUGGCGUUAGCAGGAUCGUACUGAGAAAUUUCGAUGACGAAUCGGGUAGGAGCAACUCCUUUAAGAACAGCAGUGAGGAUUCCGGGCAGAGGAGCUCGUUUAAGGAAAAGAGCAUCGAGUUCGGCGGGAUUUCCUACAAGGAUCGCGCGAGUGACUCAGAGAAGAGGAACAGCUUCAAGGAGGACGAGGAGGGGAGUCGUGGAAGGACGCUCUAUCACGAUUACGAGAAGAACAACAUUGACAGGAAAACUGCUAACGAACGAUAUAUUGAGUUCGGCAAGGUAUCCUUCAAGACGCAGGACGACGAGCUGCAGAGCAGCUCGUUCAAGGAGAAAGACAACAUGGCGGUCACGAGGACGAGUUCCUUCAAGGAACGCGACCCUUCCACGAAGAGACGCGCGUCCUUGCGCAACAAGGGCGCUGGCGAAGUGCUUGACAGAAAAUCAGACAGACACUUGAGGCCGUUAACGCCGCCAGAUCGGAAGGACGAGUCUUUGGAGAGUCGCGAGGACAACGGCAAGGAUCCGAAAGGCUUCAGCGCCAAGUCCUGGUACGAGAGCAACCGAGUGUUCUCCAAUAAAUACCUGCGCGAGCACAGCAAGCUACGCGGCGCACCCGAAGGACGAAUCGACCACGACGUCUCGCCCGAGCGAGGACUCGCGAUCCUGCCAGACACGAAGACCGCGGUCGAGUACACGUACGCGAACGAUCCCGAGGAGGAUCCUCGCUUCGGGGUCCUCUCGCGCGGCAGGCUCGAUCCUACCGAUGACGAGCCGCGUUUCUCGGCCACCAGCGAGCACAACGGCACCACCAUAAUCAGGAUCCGCUCGUCGGAGGAGCAGGCCGGCGCGGAGAGAUCGCGCCGCCGCCGUCGCGUCGCGCAGGAAGUGUGCGCAGUGAGACGUCGCAAGGCAUACGAGGACGAGGACGACGACGACAGCGACGAGGACGAGGUGGCAGAGGGGAAGGAACGCCGGUGGUGGGCUCGGACGGGCGACGGAGUACUACCGGAAAGGAACGCCACCGCCGGCAACGCCAGCGACGCGACGCCUUCGAGAACGAUGUGGAAUUACCGCGAAGGGGGCGUGCUCAUUACCGACGUGGAGGAAGGGCAACCCUGUUUACAGUGCGGGGAGACGUGUCCCGGAUUUUCGCCACAUGCUUGGAGAAAAAACUGCACCAGCUGCAAGUGUCCACGAGAGGCCCACGAUGUCUGCCACGAAGAGUGGGUAUCCGUCAGGUCCCGCUUGGGCCUCAAAGGCGACGAGCCGAGUGGACCUAUCAGUGUGGAUCCUAGAGAGAGAGGUCUCGCUUGGGCGCCACCCGGUCUUGCGUCGCAUAAGGUGGAAGAGUACUUCUCGAUGUUGCCGGAGAUCGCCGUGCCGAGACUCGGCACACCCGGCGAGCGUCACAGGGAUCGCCAGUUAGCGAUCCAGUUGCCUAAGCAGGACUUAGCGAGGGCCUAUUGUCGUCACUUAGACCUGAAACACGCCAGCAGCGCUGAUGACUUUAUGGCCGCCAGGAACGAGAUCGCCUUGGACAUCGGGAGCGUGCAAGAGGUCCUCGAGAGAAAUCUCGAGUGCGGCGUGUGCCAAUCGCCCCUAAAAUACGGCAGUCUCGCUGUAUCAGCCAGCAAACUGGGUCUAUUUUAUCACCCGGCGUGCUUCAGAUGCGCGGAUUGCAAGGAGCUCCUGGUCGAUCUCGCUUAUUGCGUGCACGACGACACGCUCUUCUGCGAGAGGCAUUACGCAGAACAGCUAAAGCCGAGAUGCGCCGCGUGCGACGAGUUGAUUUUCAGUGGCGAAUACACGAAGGCGAUGAACAAGGACUGGCACAGCGGCCACUUCUGUUGCUGGCAGUGCGACGAAUCCCUGACAGGACAGCGCUACGUCCUCAGGGACGAGCAUCCCUACUGCAUUAAGUGUUACGAGAGCGUGUUCGCCAAUGGCUGCGAGGAGUGCAACAAAAUCAUCGGCAUCGACUCCAAGGAUCUGUCGUACAAGGAUAAGCAUUGGCACGAGGCCUGCUUCCUCUGCAACAGGUGCAGAGUGUCCUUGGUGGACAAACAGUUCGGCAGUAAGGUGGACAAGAUCUACUGCGGCAACUGCUACGACGCUCAAUUCGCCAGCCGUUGCGAUGGAUGCGGCGAGAUCUUCCGCGCUGGCACCAAGAAGAUGGAAUAUAAGACCAGACAGUGGCAUGAGAAGUGCUUCUGCUGCGUGGUUUGCAAGAACCCGAUCGGCACGAAGAGCUUCAUCCCGCGCGAGCAGGAGAUUUACUGCGCUGGCUGCUACGAGGACAAGUUCGCCACCCGAUGUGUCAAGUGCAACAAGAUCAUCACCAGCGGCGGCGUGACGUACAAGAACGAGCCUUGGCACAGAGACUGCUUCACUUGCAGCAACUGCAACAACUCCCUGGCGGGUCAACGGUUCACGUCGCGCGACGACAAGCCGUACUGCGCCGAAUGCUUCGGCGAGCUCUUCGCCAAGAGAUGCACCGCUUGCUCCAAGCCGAUUACCGGUAUCGGCGGCACUCGCUUCAUCUCCUUCGAAGACAGGCACUGGCACAACGAUUGCUUCAUCUGCGCGGGCUGCAAAACCUCACUGGUCGGGCGCGGCUUUAUCACCGACGGCGACGACAUCAUCUGCCCCGAGUGCGCCAAGAUGAAGCUGAUGUAAAGAAGCUUCAGCGAUGGCCUCUCGACGACAUCGUGAACGACAACGGGCUCGACGGGUACCGAGGCAAAGGGAGAGCGAAGGACAUUCGGCGCGGCGAGCGCGCAAUCGUCAAACGGAUCAUCGCAAUCGUCCACACCGUGCGUCACCGUGAAAAAUGGAAGAAAGAAAAAAGGAAAAAAUGACAAAAAAAGAAAAAAACAAAGAAAAGAGCAUCAUCACGAUGUCGCUAGCCGACGACGAACGACGGACGGGGUGAGCUAGGGCUUUCAUAAAGCUUCGCCGCAACAGUCGUAAUGAGGAGCGAGUAAAACGGCGUAAUCUAACAAAUAUCGCGAAUGAGAAUAAACAGGUAAAAGAGAGAGGGAAAGAGGGAAAGGGAGAGAGGGAGAGGGAGGGCGAGGGGAACAAAAGAGUUGCACUCUGUCAUAUAGUAGAUUCUUUCACGAGCAAAUCCACAACGGCUCCGAUGGGGCCGUGUGGGUCGUCUUCCCCCUCCGAAGUAUCUUCGCGAAAGCAAUCUUCUCUCCUCGUCUCGAUCGGCAUGACAGAUCCCGUGAGUACCGAUCGAUCGCGAGCGAGAUGGGAGAGGAGGGGAAGAAAGACGGCCGGCGCGAUGCAGCAGCGACGGAAUGUGGAUCGUCUUCUUUGUAGCUUCAUAGCUGUAGCGAUAUUAGUUUGUUUGUUCUUGUCGGGUUUUCGUUUUGCAUGUGCUUCGGCGGGGAAUCCGCCGAUUCGUGUCCGUGUUACUGUACGCCGAGUAACAACCAGCUUGAUCGCCGUCGCUCCCAGCGACACUGAGGACCCGAAGCUGGAUUGGGAUCUCGGAUCCUCUCGGGCAGCGAAGAAGGCACGCUGGCCAGCGAGCUCGUCGAUGAGGAAGAGGGAAAAUCAAAUCGCCUUAGUAGCGUAACAACGCGACUCGUCGAGCGCUCGUCGAGCGAGACGAACGGGCCUGAUGAGCGCCCUCGUGAUGUUAUUAAUACUGUUAAUUAAUAUCGUUUUCGCUUUGUACAAUGGUAGAGACACGCGCAUGUGGGCGCCAAGAGAGUCAUAUACAUGUAUACUUUAUAUAUAUACAUAUAUAUAUUCUUACGAGAAACUAAAUUUGAUACACACACAUACACAAUAAUGUUGUACUUCCGCUCGACUCGCACGCUCGAGAUAGAAAAAACGCGACAAUGCGACACGUACGUUUGGUUUCAGCAGGGUUUGAACGCUUCCUUGCUGGCUGCGAUUUAGGACAUGGCCGAUGAAUCAAUGAAGAAGCCUAACUUCUGAGGAUUUAUCGGAAGUUAGUCUCCUCAUGGGUCGUUUGGCCACGUUCCAAGCUGCAUCAAGAGAAAAAGUACUGAACCGUCCUGAAAUCGAGUGUACACUUGUUUGCGCAAUGACCCGCACGCAGUUUUCCAAUGAAGUUAAGGGCGCUUCAAAUAGGCAUGAUUAAGAGUCACUGCUCAUGGGCUUACGCAA
Harpegnathos saltator (Jerdon's jumping ant) is the source of this 6140-nucleotide messenger RNA. It is a transcript of the gene Lmpt, whose product is annotated as four and a half LIM domains protein limpet. Gene Ontology annotation, cellular component: Z disc; nucleus. Bases 306 to 4670 code for a protein of 1454 amino acids. Gene Ontology annotation, molecular function: zinc ion binding; transcription coregulator activity. The transcript has 10 exons. The record is from RefSeq and is a predicted model, not a curated record. NCBI's taxonomy places the organism in Eukaryota, Metazoa, Arthropoda, Insecta, Hymenoptera, Formicidae.